AUGCUAUCGAAUCAUUUGCAAAAUGGAAUGGAGACUGAAAACUUGAACUUAAUCCGACAAAUGAACGAAAAAAUCGUAAAAUAUGCUCUCCUAGGGGCUGCUUCUUUUCUUGGUGGCUCGAUGCGGAUGACUGUUUCUCUCUGUGUGAUUAUGGUUAUCUAUUUCCCUCGUGUCAUGAAGGUUGUGGAUGUGCUUUCUAUUUUGAGGAGCAACAAUCACAAUGGUUUCCCUGUAAGCUUCGGAGUUUGCUCUAUCUUCUUAGCCGCUCGACUGACGAAUUUUAUUCUUCUUUUGCCUUCAAAGUCAUUGAUCACACAAGAAGUGGAGAACACUUGUAAUUGUCAUUUGCUGGUACUUCUGCAGUCAAAGGUCGACUUUCAGCAUAGUCCAUUGCCGUUUAAUUCAGGAGAUGGACCCGUGCAAAUCAGGCAUAAUCUGACAGAAUUUGUUAAGCCCGUUUCUAAGACCCUCACGAUGACAAACGACCGUCUAGGAGGAAAAUGGCGGGUGAAGAAGCACUACUUGAUCGUUUUCUUGAAGAAGAUGAGAUGA
Messenger RNA from Striga asiatica, 552 nucleotides. The record is from the annotation of a GenBank genome assembly. Lineage: Eukaryota; Viridiplantae; Streptophyta; Magnoliopsida; Lamiales; Orobanchaceae.